Fusarium vanettenii 77-13-4 is the source of this 438-nucleotide messenger RNA. RefSeq lists its product as uncharacterized. The transcript is spliced from 2 exons. Lineage: Eukaryota; Fungi; Ascomycota; Sordariomycetes; Hypocreales; Nectriaceae. Gene Ontology annotation, biological process: cellular response to oxidative stress; cell redox homeostasis. Gene Ontology annotation, cellular component: cytoplasm. Gene Ontology annotation, molecular function: thioredoxin peroxidase activity. The record is from RefSeq and is a predicted model, not a curated record. The annotation marks the transcript as partial.
GUUGGCGAUGUUGUUGACCUUGAUGGCUUCGGCGGCGAGAUUGAGACCAACGACGGCGAGAAGACGACUCUGAAGGCGCUUGUCGAUGAGAGCAAGGCUGGUGUCGUCCUCUUCACCUACCCCAAGGCUUCUACUCCAGGAUGCACAAAGCAGGUCUGCUUCUUCCGCGACUCAUAUGAGCCCCUCACAGCAGGCGGCCUUGCCAUCUACGGUCUCAGCACCGACUCUCCCAAGGCCAACACGACCUUCAAGGACAAGCAGAAGCUCCCCUACCCUCUACUGUGCGACCCCAAGGCGACGCUCAUCGGCGCCAUCGGCCUCAAGAAGUCCCCCAAGGGCACCCAGCGCGGCGUCUUUGUCAUCGACAAGGAGGGCAAGGUGCUCGUUGCCGAGCCCGGAAGCCCCCAGGGCACCGUCGACAGGGUGAAGAAGCUCGUC